GUCAUAUUUGUUUUUAAUUUUUAUAGAACCUAAAAUAAAAGUUGAAUAAUAUAUAAAGUGAAUUAUACAAGUCAUUUAUACUGAAUUAGGAUAUAUUUGAAUAAUAUAGUCUGUCAAUAUCAAUAAUGUCUUUUUCGUUUGGUUCUAACACUACUACAACGCAAAGUGCACCUUUUGGUUCGGCGACAAAGCCAACCUUUUCGUUUGGAAGUACGAAUACUGCCACAACUUCAAAUGCUGGGUUUAAUUUUGGGACUUCAACUAGUUCUUCUGGAUUCGGUACUUUUGGAUCUACCAAUACAACAGCUCCCUUUGGAGGAUUAGGUUCAAUCCCUACCUCUACAGCACCAUCACUGUUUGGCGGUACAGGUUUUGGAAAUACUGCUGCUAAACCAGCUACUGGUUUUGGAACAACUGGGUUUGGCACCAAUACUCUUGGCUCUGGCACAGGUUUUGGUGCAGGUACAGGUACAUUUGGUACUAAUGCUCUUGGUUCAAAUACAUUUGGCACCGGAUCUACUUUUGGUUCUACAUUUACCACUAAACCAGCCACAGGAUUUGGUGGAUUUGGCACAAACCUUGGAACAACACCUGCUUUUGGUCAGCAAGUGCAGCAGCAACAACAACAAAGUCAAGGCCCUACUACAGCUCAUGAGGCCUUGGUGGCAGCAGUUUUUAAUUGCUGUGUAUUUGGUGACGAAAGGGACCAGGUCCUAGCUAAGUGGAAUCUUCUGCAAGCUCAAUGGGGAACUGGUCAGGCAUAUUAUAAUCGUAAUGCACCACCACUAGACUUGAAUGAACAAAAUCCACUAUGUAGAUUCAAAGCAGUUGGUUAUUCUCGCCUCGGAGGACGUGAGGACAAAGAUGGUCAUGUGGCUAUGUUGUUUAAUAAACCUGAACAAGAAAUCAAAAAUAAUCAGCAAGCAUUUAUAACAUCACUGUCUGGUUUGUUGGGAAAUAAACCACAUCUAGUUGUGAAUAUUGAUUCUGUGAAAGCUGUUUCGGAAAAUAAGACCCAGGUGGUGGUGUAUGUGGUAGACAAGAACGCUGGCGGGUCGCACGUGUCCGCGUCCGAGUUGUCCGGAUUCUUGAACGGUGCGGCGCGUGCGGCCCUCACCGGCGCCGGCUGCGGGUGCGUGUCCGCCGCCACGAGACCCACGCCGCAGAUGUUGCAACACUAUCUGCAGACGCCGCCGCCGGGCAUGGAUAUGCGUUUAUGGAAACAAGCUCAAGCUGAUAACCCAGAUCCUGACAACUAUAUUCCAGUGCCUAUAAUAGGAUUUUCUGAAAUUAAAUUCCGUUCACGCUGUCAAUCUGAAGAAGCUAGUUUGCAAGCAAGUUGGCUUCGUAAGGCAAGUGAUACACUAGGCGAGUUGCGAACUCGCCGGGCUGCGUCCGCUGCACAACUAGCCCAACUUUCAGCAAGAUUACAUGGAUUACGGCAUACACUAUUACAGGUAAUAUCUAAACAAGAGGUCGUGGGACGAGUGGGCGCAGCGCUGAGUCCAGAAGAAGAAGCGAUGAGAGCGCGCCUACACGAACUGUUAUCGCAACUUGCAGCUCCUCCACUCUCUAAUGGUCGUCUAAACGAACUAUUAUGUGCUGUUAGAUUGCAGCGUAGCGCAUGUGCUGGGACAUAUCAUGAGCGUUAUUAUCUGGACCCAGGUGCACAAGAAGACGUGAAGCAGUUCUUGACUUUACAGCAACGUGGUAUGGCGCAUUUAUUGGACACUGCAAGGAAAGAUUUAGCUGCACUCAAUACGAUUGCAGAGGGUAUGUCCAAGCUCGUAAGGGCAUAGCAUAUGUUCAACUAAGGAUUUUGUAAUGUGAUUUAUAUUAUUACAAUAUGCUGAAAUGUGAUUGGAAAAUGUGGACGCAGGGCUUCAUAUAUCUCAACAAGGUAGUAUAUAAAUAAUGAUUAGUUUUGAAAAUUCUAAUUUCUACUCGACUGGCUGUAGCUUGGUCUGAUAGGCAGAAACUUCGUGUUAAUAUAUAGUAAAAAAAUCUAAAUUCAAUCAGUAAUUUUAGCGAAAUUUGAGAAAGUACAAAUGUAUAUGUAUAUGUCGAAUACAAACCUCCCGCAGUUAGAAAAAAAUGCAAAUUUAGCGAUAAAUUUCCAAGUUUUGUAGACACUGAUAUAUGGAAGCUGAAUCAUGAUACAUAAAGAUUAGAUUAACUAUUUGGAUUACUGCGUAUAUAUGAAUUGCACUCCUUUACCGCCUAUUACACCAUUUAUUCGCUGGAUAAUAAAGUUUCAUAAAUAAAUACAUAUAUUAUUUUUAUAUAAUUAGGUUUUUGCGUUAUUCCAGUUACCUAUUGUUAAAUGAACUACAUAUGUUUGUUAGAUACUUAAAGUAUUGUAGACUCUUACACACUGCUUAUUGUAAAGUUAUCUCGAACAAGUGAUUGGUGUUAUUGGCUCGCUACUUUGACGCCAUUCCGUAUCACCGUCGCUCUUAAGUGCUUUCCAAGGACUUGCAUUUGAAGUUACCUUUGGAAUUUAAUCUCUUGUGACGCAUACCUGAAAAGUGGACGUCUAUAAUUAUUGUUUUAUAAAUAAACAAGUUGAUUAGUAAUUACGUACAGUAUCUCUUGAACAUGUUUAAUUUCAUAUGAAGAUAAUAAAGAAUAUAAAUGACAUUAAUUAUGUGUAUGUAUGUAUAAAUAAAAGUUGUAUUUUUUC
This is a messenger RNA of Diatraea saccharalis (sugarcane borer), 2683 nucleotides long. NCBI's taxonomy places the organism in Eukaryota, Metazoa, Arthropoda, Insecta, Lepidoptera, Crambidae. The record is from the annotation of a GenBank genome assembly.